AUGGUCUACUCAAACCACUGCCAGGUCGACAAGACCGCUUUCCGAAACCAACAGAAGCCAUCGUCGUCUUCUAAGAGCGGCUCGAAACAGCACCUUCUCCCAGGCAUUCGCUGCCCUACGUGCCAUGCCUCAGGUAAAGAGGUGUGGGUACUACCCGGAAAAGAGUGCGGCUACUGCGGCACCCCCUGCGGCUAA
Molecule: messenger RNA, 195 nt
Organism: Colletotrichum acutatum
Lineage: Eukaryota; Fungi; Ascomycota; Sordariomycetes; Glomerellales; Glomerellaceae
Exons: 2
Coding region: 1-195 (64 amino acids)
Source: RefSeq, a predicted model, not a curated record